UGUGUGUUGUGUUGUGUGUUUUUUUCCCCCCUCCUUCCUCCAUCCCUCUCGUGUUCCGGAUCAGACCUUCCUGGGGAGCAGGAGGUGGGCGGGGAGUCUGGAGCAUCGCAUCUGCGGGGAGGAGAGAGAGAGAGGCUGCGUCUGAGCGAGAUUAAAUCCCAUUAUUAUUAUUUUUAUUUCUCUCUCGGCCUCUCCUUCUUUCCUUCCUUCCUUCCUUUUUUUUCCUGCCCCCCCCCCUGCCUCGCCCAUGGAUUUCAACAUGAAAAAACUGGCCUCCGAUGCGGGCGUUUUCUUCACCCGAGCGGUCCAGUUCACGGAGGAGAAGCUUGGCCAGGCUGAGAAGACUGAAUUGGACGCCCACUUUGAAAACCUCCUGGCCCGAGCAGACACCACCAAGAACUGGACAGAGAAGAUCUUGCGUCAGACUGAAGUCCUGCUACAGCCAAACCCCAGUGCCAGAGUUGAAGAGUUCCUUUACGAGAAGCUAGACCGGAAGGUGCCCUCUCGCGUCACCAACGGGGAGCUCCUGGCGCAGUACAUGAUUGAGGCGGCCAAUGAUUUCGGACCGCAGUCUCCGUAUGGGAAGACCCUGAUCAAAGUCGGGGAAACCGAGCGGCGCUUGGGCGGGGCAGAACGGGAUUUCAUCCACUCGGCCUCCAUCAACUUUCUGACGCCCCUGCGCAACUUCCUGGAAGGGGACUGGCGAACCAUUUCGGUACGUGGCAAAGCAUCGGCCGGCGUUCCGUUGCAGAACCGGCGCCUGGAUCUGGACGCUUGCAAAGCCAGGCUGAAGAAAGCCAAAGCGGCUGAAGCGAAAGCAGCGUGUGAGGGAGAUGCUGUGCCCGACUUUAAUGAGACUAGACCACGUAAUUACAUUCUCUCUGCCAGCGCAUCGGCGCUUUGGAGUGACGAGGUGGAAAAAGCUGAACAUGAGCUCCGGAUGGCCCAGACGGAAUUCGACAGGCAGGCCGAAGUGACCCGUCUCCUGUUGGAAGGGAUCAGUAGCACACACGUCAACCACCUUCGAUGUCUCCACGAGUUUGCCGAAGCUCAAGCCACAUACUAUGCCCAGUGCUACCAGUACAUGCUGGACUUACAGAAGCAGCUGGGCAGCUCCAGAGGAGAAAUGCUUCCCGGCACGUUUGUGGGCAACACCGAGGCCACGUCCCCUCCGCCGGCCACUGCCUCUCCCACCGUCAUGCCUGCGGCCGCGGGCCCAGCCAUACCCACCCUCCCCGUGGUGCCCACCGUCGCUGGGGCACCCGACGGCGCUCCGGCCAUAGAAGCCCUGAACCCCAGCGACGUGAAGCCCCCCGCGAGUGGGACGCGGAAAGCCCGGGCCCUUUAUGACUACGAAGCCGCCGACAGCACUGAGCUCUCUCUGCUUUCGGAUGAGAUGAUCACCGUGUACAGCCUCCCAGGAAUGGACCCGGACUGGCUGAUGGGCGAGAGAGGCAACCAGAAAGGGAAGGUGCCCGUGACUUACUUAGAACUGCUGAGCUAAGCCCUCGUUCGGAUCGACUCUCCACGCGACUCACGCCCCUCCAGUCUCCUGACCUUUGUUUUCUUUUUCUUCCCAAAAAAACGCCGACCGCGACUUCUCCCGAGACCAUUUUGCUCUCUUUUCAGGAUCCGAUUUUUUCUCACUGAAUCCACGGAAGGCGGCGCAGGGCGACGGAGAAGCUAGUGGCGCGAUGAUAAGUGUUGCGAUCCUUUGCAUCUGCAGGAUGCCGGGGAACGUCAUUGAUCCCAGCGGGUGGCCAACCCUGUAGGGAUCCUCUUGGCCAUCUAAGCCCUCCCCCCUCCAGGCUUUUUGCUAAGGACUAGUCCCUUUCUUUUUAACUCUGAUGCAGCUCCGCAUUUUGGUUCCACGCCGAGGGAACUUUCUAGAAUUGCGUUCUCUUCGGCGGUGCCUUUUUCCUCGGGUCCAUCAACAGCAGUCUCAUUUCUGAUUCCCUCCGAGUUCUGUGUCUGUCCGUUUUAUGCAUCCCAGGGAGGUGGGUGGCCCUGAUUUAAUUUUCCGACGUCAGCCUGGCUUUUAGUUCUUUCUCCGGAGUCCGUGGCGGGUGGGGACGUCGCCGUUAAAGAUUUCUAGCGGAAUUUCCAAAGCCUUUUAGAAGGGGGUCGUUCUCCACCUGCAUCCUGCUUUAUUAAUUAGGGGGCUAGGCUGUUGCAGACAAAACCGAAGCGAAUGUCUAGCGAGCAUGGGCUUAAUAAAACCUGGAAGAAAAUAAACAAAGGGCCUCCGUGAUCCUUUGGGCCCGACGAGCUGUUCCAAACCUGUUUGCUACGUCCGCUCCCCCCCGUCGUAUUGCUGAGUUCCCAUCGCUGCCUCUUCUGAAUCUGUAAAUGGGCAAGGAUGGGAGUCGGUGACCAUGUUCAUGGCAGGGCGGUUUCCAGAGAUGCUUCUUGGGCACGCACUUCCCCACGAGCCAGGCUUCCCAUCUGCUCUUUUCAACUUGCAUACAAGCAGUUAAACAGGGAAAGCUCUUAAUGUGUUCAAACAGGGACAGCCUGCCUGUGCCUAGAGCCUCCCCUGACUUUUUUUUUUUGGGGGGGGGGAGGGAUAAAUGGUGGCAAGUAAGCCAUAUUUCUCUCCUGGGAGGGGUGUAGAGGUGGGAAGAGGACCAGGCCAAGGAAAUUUGCUUUUAAGGCGGACAAAGGUCUCUGUUCCGUUCCAAGCUGGUGGGCUGACCGAUCCGUUUUUCUUUCUGAAGUUUCUUGAGGCUUUUGCGAUUUACCCUGUUGUGACCAAGGACUCAGCACACGAUUAUUAUUAUUAUUAUUUUGCCAAUAAACACUCAGCCUGUC
Messenger RNA from Pogona vitticeps (central bearded dragon), 2811 nucleotides. Lineage: Eukaryota; Metazoa; Chordata; Lepidosauria; Squamata; Agamidae. The record is from RefSeq and is a predicted model, not a curated record.